AUGCCACGGAUCCCUUACUCGCUUCUCCUGCGCGCGCGCCGCAUCGAUCCUCUACUGCCUCCGCUGCUCCAGGAGUGUCGAGAUCUCUGCUCGGCAAAGAACGAGCUGCGUUGGCUCACUGAAUAUGCACGGAGUCAUGGUACAAGCCGUGAAGCCUGGAGCUGGAGGCAGAGGCUGCAAUCGCUGGUCUGUCAGAGAGCAGCAGGGAAGCCUCUGCAGUAUAUACUAGGGGACCAGCCAUUCGGGGAAUUAACAAUUCUCUGCAGAGAGGGAGUGCUGAUUCCACGGCUAGAUACGGAGUCGUACACCACACGCAUAGCACAACGAUUGCUGGCUGAGAACCGCCAUAAUCCUACGAGAAGUCUUCGAAUUAUCGACAUAUGCACUGGCACAGGCUGCAUACCGCUGCUGCUUCAUUCUCUGCUUGCGCCCUCAAUCCCCACCCUUUCGAUCAUUGGGGUUGAUAUCAGCUCAACAGCCCUCUCCCUUGCGAAGAAGAACCUCGAGUAUAAUAUUGGGAAUGGCAGUCUGCUAUCUCGUGCGCGAGACGAAGUCCGUUUCGUGCAUGCUGAUAUCCUAGACCCUUGUUCUCUGAAGCCAGAUGGCUCGGAGCUAGGGACGUUACUCUCUCGAUCAGGACAAGACCACAGCGAUAGAUUGGACCUGCUGAUAUCCAACCCACCAUAUAUAUCGCCCAGGGAAUUCGCAAACGGAACAACAAGACGUAGUGUGCGUCUGUAUGAGCCUGCAUUGGCAUUAGUGCCUCCGCCAAUUCGCCAUGUUGACAUAUCGUCAGAAUCGGCCAGGGCAGAUUCAUUCUACCCUCGUCUACUAGACAUCUCUGCACAGCUCGAUGCUCGUUUCACUGUUUUAGAGUGCGGUGAUCCAGCUCAGGCACGAAGGGUUGCUACCAUGGUUGAUGAUAAGGGCCAAAAUCCGCCUUUACAAUUCCAGGGGGAUGUGAAGACGGAAGUCUGGCGUUGCGACUGGGACGCUUAUUCUCAUAAUACAUCUGGGAAUAUUGCUUCCGACGAUCAGGGAGAGUCAGCAACUGUGGAUGUCACAGCCAAGCCUGAUCAAGGGGCUCGAGCGGUUGUGCUUUCGAAAUGCUGA
Nannizzia gypsea CBS 118893 is the source of this 1113-nucleotide messenger RNA. RefSeq names its product mitochondrial N(5)-glutamine methyltransferase MTQ1. NCBI's taxonomy places the organism in Eukaryota, Fungi, Ascomycota, Eurotiomycetes, Onygenales, Arthrodermataceae. Gene Ontology annotation, biological process: protein methylation. Bases 1 to 1113 code for a protein of 370 amino acids. The record is from RefSeq and is a predicted model, not a curated record. Gene Ontology annotation, molecular function: nucleic acid binding; protein methyltransferase activity. The transcript has 2 exons. Gene Ontology annotation, cellular component: mitochondrion.